This is a messenger RNA of Neurospora tetrasperma FGSC 2508, 831 nucleotides long. RefSeq lists its product as uncharacterized. The record is from RefSeq and is a predicted model, not a curated record. Bases 86 to 415 code for a protein of 109 amino acids. Gene Ontology annotation, cellular component: ribosome; cytosolic large ribosomal subunit. Gene Ontology annotation, molecular function: structural constituent of ribosome; protein kinase activator activity; ribonucleoprotein complex binding. Gene Ontology annotation, biological process: translational elongation; cytoplasmic translation. Lineage: Eukaryota; Fungi; Ascomycota; Sordariomycetes; Sordariales; Sordariaceae. The transcript is spliced from 4 exons.
AAUUUCUAGCUAGGACAUCAUCCCACGAUCGAACAGCCCUCCCGAGACUCAGCAUCUUUGCGCCUCGACAAUCAACACCAUCAAAAUGUCUACUGCUGAGCUGGCUACCUCCUACGCGGCGCUCAUCCUCGCCGAUGACGGCGUUGAGAUCACUGCCGACAAGAUCCAGACCAUCAUCAAGGCUGCCAAGAUCGAGGAUGUCGAGCCUAUCUGGGCUUCCCUCUUCGCCAAGGCUCUUGAGGGCAAGGAUGUGAAGGACCUCCUUUCCAACGUCGGCUCCGGUGGUGCCGCCGCUGCCCCCGCUGCCGCUGGCGCCGCUGCCGCUGGUGGUGCCGCUGAGGAGGCCAAGGCUGAGGAGAAGGUUGAGGAGAAGGAGGAGUCCGACGAGGAUAUGGGCUUCGGUCUCUUCGACUAAGCGAAGAAAGGGGGCUUUCUUCUGGUUUGGUCAUGACCUCUCGUUUCCAAUUUGUUCUUCCAAAGCUUGCAUGGGUCUGCGACGGUUUCUCGCACAUACGACUUCGGUUAUGGGAGGCUUAUGAUAUCAGGGGUUCGGUUCAUCGGCGUAGCUUUACACGGACAAUGAAGAUGCGCUUUUGAGCAAAAGAAGUAAAAACACUUGGAAGCUUGCUCUCCACUUGUUGAAGCGACGGAUUUCCACCGUAGCAGACAUCCGACUCUACGACCGACAGCGCGCCCGGAUCUUGAUGAUCGAUUGAUACCCGGACCUGAGGUUCCUGCUCAAUGUUUUGGAAGAUGAGCUGGUACAAACUCAAGAAAAGGCAGAUAAGACAAAUUAUCUGUUACUGAUUCCAACUUGCGCUAGUGUUUACG